Molecule: messenger RNA, 1291 nt
Organism: Paramecium octaurelia
Lineage: Eukaryota; Ciliophora; Oligohymenophorea; Peniculida; Parameciidae
Source: the annotation of a GenBank genome assembly
AUGUUUCUAGACUUAGUAUUCAAUUUUUGUUGCUCUAAACGGCAGAAAGAUGAUAAAGAUACAAAAUCUUAAAAUAGUAACAAAAGUCAAGAUGAGUAAAUAAUAGAACAGAAAAGAAUGGAGUUGGACCUUGGGAAAGGAGGUCCUAAUUAGAUAUAAAGUAGCAAAAUAUUGAGUUUUAUAAGAAUCAUAACCAUAGUCAUCUAUAGUAUCGCCUACGGACAACUAUUUCUAAUUGAAUGAUGAGAAGUAAUAAAAAAAGAGUAGCUUCGAAGAAGAUAAUAUCGAUGAGAAUCAAUUUAAUUUUCAAGGUAAUGAGGAACCAAAAUUGAAUACUAACCAUGUUAAAGAUCAUUUGGGAAAACGGUAAAUAAAAUAAUAUCAAAAAAUAGUUCUAAGUCUUAGGAGAGAUAAGAGAAGGGUUUGAAAAAGAAAAUCAGCAAGAACAAAGAGAAAGUUGAAGGAGAUAAAAGAGUGGUUAAGAUUUGGUAACCAGAGGAGGAUUAGAGGUUGAGGAAACUCUAUCAAGAACAUUAAGGAAAUUGGAGCAAAAUAAUUUAAUUUAUGCCAGACAGAAACAUUUCACAAUGUUCUUAGAGAUGGAGAAGAAUAAAUCCAAUAUAAGUGAGUUAAUAAUUGUAUUUUAGAGUAAAUAAAAGUGGACUUAAGAUGAGGAUACAAAGUUAGUAUCUAUGGUCUAAGUUGAAGGCAAAAACUGGACUAAAUUGGCUAAGAAUUUCCCAGGAAGAACAGGAAAAUAAAUUCGAGAAAGGUAUCUCAAUAAAUUAGAUCCAACUCUUAAUUUUGUAGCAUGGACUGAAUAAGAAGAUAAGGAAAUAGUGAAAUAUUACAAUUAAUAUGGUGCCAAAUGGAGUUAGGUUGCCUCACAUUUGAAAGGAAGAUCGGUAUUCAUUAUAGAUAUUUAGGAAAAUAUGGUGAAGAAUAGGUUUUAUUCACAUAUUCAAAAACAUCUCUUAGGUAGAUAAAACAAAUACUAGAUUAUUUAUAAAUAAGGCAAGAAUUAAAAAUAGCAGAAUGGCAGUUCAUAAAUGAUUGAAGGAAGUCAGAAUAUGGAAGUUGAAUAUUCUGACACUUCUAAUAGUGAUAUGAAGUUAGUUCAUUCUGAAAAUUAUUCAGUAUUGUUUAUUUCUUAAUAUUUUAGUCUUCUAAUGGAUCAAGCACAUUUAAUUUUUCUUAUUAUGACGAUGAUGAAUUUAGUGGGAAUGGAGAAGAUCUGGGUUAUGAUAAUUAAUUUGAUCAUGAAUUCGCUGAAAAAGCAAGAUUAUUUUGA